Molecule: messenger RNA, 400 nt
Organism: Ilyonectria robusta
Lineage: Eukaryota; Fungi; Ascomycota; Sordariomycetes; Hypocreales; Nectriaceae
Exons: 1
Source: RefSeq, a predicted model, not a curated record
GAUGACUGCUGCUGCGAAUGCCUCCGUCGCACGAGGCGUCUCCCCUAACCAUACCCAGAGCCGACACCCGCGUCUGACCGGUUCGCCCAUCUACAGCUUGGACCAUGUCUUUGGUGGCAUGUCAGCCAUGGGACAGCGAGGGGCAUCCAGCGUGCGACUACGUGCAUGUGCCGGAGUCUUCCGUUUCCUGCUUACCGUCGAGCAGUUUCGUUCUCGGACCGGAUUCCCAAAGGACAAAUUCCCAGCACAGGCCGGAACCAGUCCGAGGCUCACGGCAAGGACGAUCUCGAUGCCGCCGUCGCGGGCGUGAUGGAGUGGCUUGCGCGGCCUGACAACGGCGACUGGCUGUUGAUCUUCGACAAUAUCGACCAAGACCACGAGCAAGGCGGCGUGACAGGCG